UCCCCUCAGGCGGAAAAUCUGCUGCAUCAGCUGCAGGAGAGUUUUCAAGCCCUGACCGAAAAGCUGGCGCUGAGGAUGGAAGAAAUGGGUGAGCGCAUUGAUGAUCUUGAGAAGCACGUUGCUGACCUGAUGACAGAGGCUGGGAUAGAGAACACCGAUGAAGACCUGCGAUGUCGAUUUGCAAGCAAUGCCAAACCAGGAGGAGAGGUUAAUAUGCUAGAGGGCAGGAUGGAGAAACGGGCCAACAGGAACCUCAUGAAAUUCAAAGGCGAGUGCCAAACCUUGCCUCUUGGCCAGGGCAAGCUUACGCUGCAGGGCAGCUGCGAGGCUCCAGCUGGCAGGAAAUGA
Molecule: messenger RNA, 348 nt
Organism: Pterocles gutturalis (yellow-throated sandgrouse)
Lineage: Eukaryota; Metazoa; Chordata; Aves; Pterocliformes; Pteroclidae
Gene: HSBP1L1
Product: heat shock factor binding protein 1-like 1
Exons: 3
Biological process (GO): cellular heat acclimation
Cellular component (GO): cytosol; nucleus
Molecular function (GO): transcription corepressor activity
Source: RefSeq, a predicted model, not a curated record